AUGUCAUUCUCUUCAUUAAUUACAACCAUCCCUUCAACUAUAUUAAAACAUUAUAUCGAAGGUCCACCUAAAAAAUCAUGGGAUUUAACGUUUCAUAUAGCAGUGGCAUUGGUUAAAAAUAAUUUGAAACAAUCGAAUUUGUCUAUUGAACAGAUUCAAAAAGAAUUUAUUGAACGGUCUAAUAUAAAAAUUCCUUCUAAUAUAACUAUAAAAAAAGUUAUAUUAGGUGAACGAUAUAGAUUAAAGAGUAGAAUAUACAUAGAAAAAAUUUUAAAACAAUAUGAAGAUGUAUUAGAUGAAAAAUGGAAAGAUCCAAGUGAUGAAUUCUAUGGGGAAUGGGUAUAUAUUAAUGGAGAGGAAGAAAAUAGAAAUAAAGAAACUGAUAAAGUAGUUUUACAUAUGCAUGGUGGCGCAUAUGUUCUGGGUUCAACUGAAUUCAGUAGAAUGUUUACGAUAAAUUUUGCAAAGCAUGCUAAAGCUCGAGUUUUUUCAAUUAAUUAUCGUCUCUCACCACAAAAUCAAUUUCCUGCUUCUCUUUGUGAUUCAGUUGCAGCAUAUAUGUAUCUUAUAAAUCCUGGUUCAGAUGCAGGAUUUGAACCGAUUAAUCCUAAAAGAAUUAUAUUUGCUGGAGAAAGUGCAGGUGGCGGUUUGACUUUGGCAACAUUAUUAUUUUUAAGGGAUGCGGGAUUACCUUUACCGGGAGGCGCAAUUAUAUUGUCACCAUGGUUAGACUUGACUCAUAGCAUGCCAUCUUUUUGGGAUUCAGAAAUUGAUAAAAUCGAUUAUAUGCCUAAAGAAUUGGGCUUUUUCAAAAUUAAAACUUCAUCGCCUGUAAUGGAUCAAUAUAUCACCAAUGCGAAGGCUCUAGCUGAUAAAAUUGCUCAAAAAAAACCUACAAUUGUUGGUCAUCCCUCUUUUACCAAGGUGCCUCGUUUUCAAUUUUAUUGUGCUAACGAAGCAUUAGCAAUACCUUAUAUUAGGCAAGUGCAUCUUACAUAUGAAUCUUUGGGAGAUUUACCACCUAUUUUAUGUCAAGUUGGAGGAAGUGAAAGAUUUCGUGAUGAAGCAAUCUUAUUUAGUUUUAAAGCUUCAAAUCCUAAAGAAUAUAAAUUACCUUCAUAUGCAACUAAAAAUUUUGAAAAGUCCCCUUUUAAGAAUCCCACUAAAGUUUUGCUUGAAAUUUAUGACGAUAUGCCUCAUGUAUGGCAU
Messenger RNA from Scutellospora calospora, 1209 nucleotides. The record is from the annotation of a GenBank genome assembly. NCBI's taxonomy places the organism in Eukaryota, Fungi, Glomeromycota, Glomeromycetes, Diversisporales, Gigasporaceae.